Messenger RNA from Cajanus cajan (pigeon pea), 953 nucleotides. The record is from RefSeq and is a predicted model, not a curated record. Lineage: Eukaryota; Viridiplantae; Streptophyta; Magnoliopsida; Fabales; Fabaceae.
UUCUUACCAGUAGUGAUCAUCAUGGCAUUUCUCAGAUAAAACAACAUCUUUGCCAUCACUUUCAGACAAAAGACCUUGGUAAACUUAAAUAUUUCUUGGGGAUUGAGGUAGCGCAAUCUACAAAUGGAAUUGUAAUAUCUCAAAGAAAGUAUGCAUUGGAUAUUUUAGAGGAAACUGGGCUAAUGAAUUCCAAGCCCGUUGAUACACCUAUGGAUCCUAAUGCUAAACUUCUACCAAGUCAGGGGGAGCCUUUCUCAGAUCCUGAGAGGUACAGAAGACUGGUUGGGAAAUUGAAUUAUCUCACGGUAACUCGUCCUGACAUCUCUUUUGCGGUUAGUGUGGUGAGUCAAUUUCUCAAUUCUCCAUGUGCAGGACAUUGGAAUGCAGUCAUCCGCAUUCUGAAGUAUAUCAAAGGUGCUCCAGGAAAAGGUUUAUUAUAUGGCUACAACAAUCAUACCCAAGUUGUGGGAUACUCAGAUGCAGAUUGGGCAGGCUCUCCCUCUGACAGGAGAUCCACCUCAGGUUAUUGUGUCUUUAUCGGUGAUAACUUGAUUUCCUGGAAAAGUAAGAAGCAGAAUGUAGUGGCAAGAUCUAGUGCAGAAGCAGAAUAUCGUGCUAUGGCCUCUGCUACGUGUGAGCUUAUUUGGCUCAAACAGUUGCUUAAAGAACUGAGAUUUGGCGAAGUUACACAGAUGACUCUCAUAUGUGAUAACCAAGCUGCCCUGCAUAUUGCCUCAAAUCCAGUAUUUCACGAGAGGACCAAACACAUUGAAAUAGAUUGUCACUUCAUUCGUGAGAAGAUUUUAUCUGGGGACAUUACUACUCAGUUUGUUAACUCUACUGAUCAGUUGGCAGAUGUCUUCACCAAAUCAUUACGGGGUCCUAGGAUUGAUUAUAUUUGUAACAAGCUUGGUGCAUAUGAUCUAUAUACACCAGCUUGAGGGGGAGUGUUA